This is a messenger RNA of Argiope bruennichi, 5129 nucleotides long. RefSeq names its product glucose dehydrogenase [FAD, quinone]-like. Gene Ontology annotation, molecular function: flavin adenine dinucleotide binding; oxidoreductase activity, acting on CH-OH group of donors. The transcript is spliced from 11 exons. Lineage: Eukaryota; Metazoa; Arthropoda; Arachnida; Araneae; Araneidae. The record is from RefSeq and is a predicted model, not a curated record. Bases 218 to 2056 code for a protein of 612 amino acids.
GCGAGUAACAUCUCACGUAGUACUGCAGUUCCCUUGCUCAUUCACUUGAGGCGUUCAUCCAGUGUAUCUCCAGACGAGGAUGGUAACACGUGGAGGAUUGUCGACUCGUCUACCAUCUGAUAGUGCGCAUGGACUUGGAUGAUAUCAGUAACUGGACUUACAGUUGUAGAUUUUUAAGUCUGUUGUUUUGUUUCUGGUGGGUGGACAACAUCACAAUAUGCCGGAUGUUACCCCCAUCUUACCGGCGCUGGUGCCUCUGGCAACGUUGCUCUAUGUGUUCGGAUCGGAAUAUUUAGUGCCAAUUUCGACUGAUAAAGUAGACUCUGAAUAUGAUUACAUAGUUGUCGGUGCUGGAUCUGCUGGGGCCGUGAUGGCCAACCGACUGUCGGAAGACCCCCACGUCAAGGUGCUGGUCAUCGAAGCAGGGGGUAAGGAGAAUCUGGUGACGGACAUUCCUUUGGCAGCGGCCAUGCUCCAGCAAACUCCCAUUGACUGGGCUUAUCAGACCGAACCACAAGAAGCGGCUUGUUUCGGACUCAUCAACAGGAGGAGCCGUUGGCCACGAGGUCGAGUACUCGGUGGAUCAAGCGUCAUCAACUACAUGCUGUACGUGAGAGGUAACCGCAAGGACUACGAUAGCUGGGCGGAGGCCGGUGCCUACGGAUGGAGUUGGAAAGACGUCUUCCCUUAUUUUCUGAAAUCAGAAGACAACAGAGAUCCGGCCAUCGCCAAAAAUGGUUACCACGCUACCGGCGGCUACCUGACCGUAACCUCCCCAUCAUACGCGACGCCCUUGGCCUUUGCUUUCGUGGAAGCCGGUAUGCACCUGGGAUAUCAAAAUGUCGACAUCAACGGGCCGCAACAAACAGGUGUACUUAUACCCCAAGGCACGAUACGGCGAGGAGCACGCUGUAGUACUUCUAAAGCAUUUCUGCAACCUGUGAAGAAAAGAAAAAAUUUAGACAUAGUAACUUAUGCCUAUGCAACGAAGAUCCAUAUCGACCGACACAAGCGUGCACGGGCCGUCGAGUUUGAUCGUCUCAAGAUGACGUACAUCGUGAAGGCCAGGAAAGAAAUCAUCGUCUCUGGAGGGUCCAUCAACAGUGCCCAAUUACUCAUGCUGUCAGGGAUCGGUCCCAAGCAUCAUCUAGAAGAAAUGGGCAUCCCAGUUGUAGCAGAUCUCCCUGUUGGAUACAAUUUGCAAGAUCACAUAUUUCCUGGUGGAAUCCAUUAUUUAGUCGACGAGCCUGUUGCUAUUGUUCAACCGAGAGUGUUUACAUUCAAAGAAAUCAUCAGAUAUCUGUCCAUAGGCAGAGGUCCUCUAACUGUGCUUGGAGGCGUUGAAGGACUUGGUUUUAUAAAUACAAAAUACGCUAACAAGACCGAGGAUUAUCCGGACGUCGAAAUACAUUUCCUAUCGGGAUCUCCAGCAGCAGACGGUGGGCAGACAUUUCAGCGAGUGCACGGACAAACACGAGAAAUGUGGGAGAAGAUGUACAAGCCAUAUGCAUACAGAGAUUCUUACACAUUUUGUCCCGUCUUGUUGAGACCAAAAAGUAGAGGGUACAUUAAACUCAGAUCACCCGAUCCAUACGAUCCACCCGUGAUUGAUCCCAGAUAUUUGACUCAUCCGCAGGACGUGCUUACCAUGGUUGACUCUAUGAAAAUUUGUAUGGCCUUCGGCGAAUCUCCAGCUUUCAAGAAGUACGGUGGAAGACAAUUUGACACAACAAUGCCCGGAUGCGAGAUCUAUGUGAAGAACAGCGACGAGUACUUGGCAUGCGUGGCACGCUCUUACACCUCCACCAUUUAUCAUCCUGUUGGCACCUGCAAGAUGGGGGCACCAAACGAUCCUACAGCCGUGGUGGAUCCACAGCUCAGAGUGAAAGGAAUCCACGGCCUUCGUGUCGUAGAUGGUUCCAUCAUGCCCACAAUAGUGAGUGGAAACACCAAUGCACCCAUCAUCAUGAUCGCCGAGAAAGCGGCUGACAUGAUCAAAGGGGUCAGGACGGUAAUCAGGCGGAAAGACAAAAAGAAGAGAAAGAGAAGGCGGUGAUGACUAGAUUAAAUCAUUAAAAAUCUUUUUCAAGUCAUGAACAUCAUGAUGUGACUUCUCGUCACCCGUGUCGUUGAUCGAAUAAAGAUAUUUCAGAUCAACUUCACUAAGGCAAUGUUCAGUGAUUAUGCAGAAAAUUCAAAUAUAUAGACUUUUUUUAUAUAUAGAAAGCUAUGCAAACAACCGAAGAUUCGUUAAGAUAAGCGGACACUAAAUUCAAUCAAAGAAUCAUUUCGGAAAAUCAUUUUUCUUUCCAUUAACUAUUUUAUAUUGUUUGCCCAAUCUACGAAGAACUUUCGUUUGUGUUCAUGAAAAGUACAACUCGAAGGAUAUUUUCCACAUUUGUUUUCAGGCUAAACAAACAAUAGGCUAGAAAUCAACUUACCGCCAAUUCCUGCAGGAAAGGAAUUUGGUAAUCGCUUAUCUUAACAUUUCAAAAUACGGGUUUAUCAUGGAAAGCAAACAUAGAAAAUGGACUGAAAAAUUUCUGUGUUGUGCAAUGGAAAAUGUGAACAUUUUGAAGCUAAUAUUCUGUGAAGUCAAGAGAGAAAUGCUAAAAACUGCAUAAAGGCUUUCUAAAUAGUUGAGAAACACGUUUUGGUUUGAUGAAAAAAUAUUGAGACAUCAUAACUUGUACAUAUGUAAGAACGUCAUAAUUUCAAGAAUUCUAAAUGCAUUGCCAAUUUUAUUAAUUUGUAAAUAGUAUCUAAACAGCAAUAAGAAACAUCUGGUCACAUCGAAAUCUUGCAUACACUAAUAUUUAAAGCAAGUAAAUAAAUACAAUGAUUAAUUAGGCAUCUUUAACACUUUCGAGAUGUUUUCUUUUAUCUUCAGAUACAGAUGAAUUAUCUAUUCCACAGAACCUGGUGAUUAUUACAGCCGUAUGGGGCACUGCAAACGAACCAAAUUUGGACAAAUAAAACUGAUCGUGUGAUAAACAUAAUGCACCUGGAAACUAUGCAUAAUAUGAAAUAUGUAGUUAAAUGAAAUCUAUUUUAACGCGUCGCGAAUUUUUCGUCAACAUGGUAACCCAGACACUUUUCGGAGUUGUUCUACGAACCCUAUUUGUGAUUUGUUUACCAAGGUAUAGCCUUGUUGGAAUAAAAUAGUUGUUGCUUUGGCGAUUUAGCACUGUUGGCAGCCUUGGCGAUUUUAAGAAGCAUAUUGUAAUAGAUUUUAACCUGUAUUAUAUAAGUACACUUAUUUAUUUUGUUUGGUUAUCUUAUUAAAACAUUCCAGGGAUGUAUGCAUAUGAUUUAACUUAACAUUUAUUCAAAAAGCUAAGAGUUUGCGGAUUAUAUUUCUGGCUAUUUCUCAAUUGAUGUAUUUAAUGUUAAUUUUAUAACAUGUGCGUUUUCAUUCAAAACUGAUCAUCCCUUAGUCGAAUUGAAAUAUAGUUUAAGGUACCCCUUUACUUCGCCAAUAAUGCCAAGUCUUUGAUCAAAAUGCUUUGAAGCAUUAGUUUUACUAAAGUACAAUAUUUAUAGAUUUAAAUGGAUAUAAAAAUAGUAAAAGGUUUGAUUAACUGUUAUAAAAUAAGCACUCAAAUGUUACUCAUAAAUAAUUUCAAAGCAUUACUCAUGCCUCUAAAUCUAAUCAAAGAAUUGUCAUUACUCCCAUUGCAUUGACAUUUUAUCACAAUUUUAAAGUAAUUUCUUAUGCAUUUUAUAGCAUAAUAAUAAUUAUGAUUUUUUUUUUUUUCAUUUUCAACUUAUAAAAAUAUUUACUUUUCAGUAAAAAUGUAAUAUUAAUUUCACUCCUUCGGAAAGUAUAUUUCACAUAACCAUUACCCAAAGGUAGAUAAUUCGACUCAUUGAGUUUGACUUUAUUUUUCUAGCAUAUUUACAAAAUAAAUAGCAAAAUAGUUUCAAAGUAUGAAACAAUUAGUUUCAGUAGUCUUUGUCAAAUUUGGUUGCCAAAACCAAAGACUAAUUCUUACUGUUGCCAUUGUAUUUGACUUGUAAAUGUACGGAGCGUUUUGUAAAUAUAUUUAUUUACUUCUUGUUUAGUGUGUAUCCUUUGUCCAGAGAUUAUAUUAUUAUAUAUAGAUAUAUAUAUAUAUUUUAAAGAAUUCUUUCUAUUUACAAGUGUGCCUUAUCAAACUCCAUCUAAAUGUACCUGACUAACAAAUUUUUUUCCUUAUAUUUCUUUUUAAUGUUCUUACAAACAAUAUCAGGACCAAGAGUGGAAGAUUAAACAGAUUUAAGAUUUAUUAAAGAGCAUGAGUUUCUGGUUCUCAGUUUCAUCAGUAACUUCCCUACUCUUAAUGCCAUUUUUUUAACAAACAUUUUGAAAUGUAGUGAAAAUUAUUUUAUUAUUAUUCAUCGAUAACUCUAAAAAUAGGUUGAAAUCUAGCUUAGGAUGCUCCUUUACUUAGCCAAGGAUGACAAUUAAGAAGUUUGACUAGACAAACAAUACUAUAAAAUAGUUAUUGUCAGCCAACUGACUUUGAUGGCUUGUUAUUGUUGGCACCCUUGGAAGGGUGAAGGAGCACCCUAAACUAGAUUUUAAACUAAAAAUUUUGCUAAAAUUAAAGAUUUUUUUUUAAAAAAAUGUUAUAUAUUCAGAUACAAAAUUAUAUAUAUAUAAUUUGUUUUGAGCUAGACUUAAGAUUAACAUUCAGUCGUCAAAAUUGAACUAUUUGAGGAGAUUUCUUGUCACUGUGAUUUGUAUUCAUUUCUUAAAGUGAAAAAUGGCAAACCUUUGCUAUGUUUGGGAAGAAACUGUACACUAAUCCUAAGUCUUGCCAAUUUUCAAAGAGUGCAUAUUAUAUUAUAUAUAUUACUAUUUGAAAUGUUGAAUUUAAAAUCUAUUUAUAUAGAAAUUGAAGAGUUAAAAUUUUAAUAAUGGAUGCUAUCAAUGGAUUUGCUGAAACCAUUAUUCAAAACAUAUAUAUCAAUUAGAUCAUCAAGAACUGAAGAAUGCAUUUUAUUACAUUAUAGAUUUUAUAUCAACUAAUGAAAUUAAACAAAUCAUGAAGUAAAAAAUAUGAGUAUUUUACAAAAAGUCUAUAUCAGGAUGUGUCCUUUUCAUUAUUUAUAUUUUCAAAAAUAUUUUUACCUUUUUAGCAAUA